AUGAGGUAUCGUAAUAAUAUUCCUCUUGAAGAGACGUGUAAUAAAGAGAAUGAUGAAAAAAAGAAAGAUCAGUGUACUCAUGAAUUACCACUUUUCCGCUGGCUAGAUCCCCAUAACCCUGCAAGGGCACGAAGACGUAUUGGUGACAUUUACUGGAGUGGAUGGAGAACCUUUGUGUUGGGUUUUUUUCUUUCUGGUGUGGGACUAACACUUAUUCUACUAGGAGCUGCUCUCUGGUUGUUUGUAGUGGACACUUCACGAGGGAUUGCCUUAUUCACAGUCGGGUGUAUACUUAGUAUUCCCGGUAUAUAUAGUCUGGUGGUGUUGUGGUGUUAUGUGUGCGGAGUAGAGGGGUACUCAUACUCCCAGUUGCUUGAUGGUUAA
Messenger RNA from Trypanosoma theileri, 384 nucleotides. RefSeq lists its product as uncharacterized. The record is from RefSeq and is a predicted model, not a curated record. The transcript has a single exon. The coding region runs from base 1 to 384 and encodes 127 amino acids. Lineage: Eukaryota; Euglenozoa; Kinetoplastea; Trypanosomatida; Trypanosomatidae.